Pleurotus ostreatus (oyster mushroom) is the source of this 1122-nucleotide messenger RNA. RefSeq names its product Fructose-bisphosphate aldolase 1 (gene FBA1). The record is from RefSeq and is a predicted model, not a curated record. Gene Ontology annotation, molecular function: zinc ion binding; fructose-bisphosphate aldolase activity. Lineage: Eukaryota; Fungi; Basidiomycota; Agaricomycetes; Agaricales; Pleurotaceae. Gene Ontology annotation, cellular component: cytosol. Gene Ontology annotation, biological process: gluconeogenesis; glycolytic process. The transcript is spliced from 9 exons. The coding region runs from base 1 to 1122 and encodes 373 amino acids.
AUGGGUGUCCUCGAUAUCGUCCCAGCUGGCGUUUUGACCGGCGACAACGUUCGCAAGUUGUUCGAUUAUGCUAAGGAGAACAAGUUUGCCAUCCCAGCCAUCGUGAGUUCGUGCCGUCUACACUCUCGAUGGGUACUAACAUUAACCCAGAACGUUACCUCCUCAUCUACCGCUAACGCCGUCCUAGAAGCAGCAAGAGAUAUCAAAUCGCCUAUCAUUUUGCAAGUUUCCCAAGGUGGAAGUGCUUACUUUGCCGGCAAGGGAUUGUCGAACGAUCAGCAGCAAGCCUCGAUCACGGGUGCAAUUGCGGCGGCUCACCACGUUCGCACCGUCGCUAAAGCUUAUGGCGUUCCUGUUGUCCUUCACUCCGAUCACUGUGCACACAAGCUGCUUCAAUGGUUCGAUGGCAUGCUCGCCGCUGAUGAGGAAUAUUUCAAGGCCCACGGCGAACCUCUCUUCUCGUCGCACAUGUUGGACCUCUCCGAAGAGCCCAAAGAAGAGAACAUCGCAACCUGCGUCAAAUAUUUCAAGCGGAUGGCACCUAUCGGUCUGUGGCUCGAGAUGGAGAUUGGUAUAACCGGUGGUGAGGAAGACGGCGUUGACAACACUGGUGUCGACAACGCCAGUUUGUACACUCAGCCGGAGGACAUUUACGACGUCUACAAGGCACUGAGUGCGGUCGGCCCUAACUUCAGUAUUGCGGCUGCCUUUGGCAACGUACACGGUGUCUACAAGCCUGGUAAUGUCAAGUUGAGGCCAGAACUACUCGGUGACCACCAGCAGUUCACGAGCAAGCAAAUCGGCGGCGCAGACCGUCCUUUGUACCUCGUAUUCCACGGUGGCUCUGGAUCCACCAAGGAAGAAAUCGCCACCGCUGUCGGCCAUGGCGUUGUCAAAAUGAACGUCGAUACCGAUACACAAUUCGCCUACCUCGCUGGCAUCCGCGACUUUGUCCUCAAGAAAAAGGACUACCUCUUGACACAAGUUGGCAACCCCGACGGCCCCGAUAAGCCCAACAAGAAGUUCUACGAUCCUCGUGUUUGGGUUCGGGAAGGCGAGAAGACCCUAGUCGAGCGUGUAAAGGAAGCCUGUUCCGAUCUGGCUAACGUUAACCGUCUGUAA